GGUUGUACUUGAAGAGCAAGCGCGCACAGAUUUCUUCCUCAAAUACGUUUACUCCUUGGCACCCUUCGUGCGCAAAGAAUCAAGCAACCCUUUGCCUUUUCUAAUCAUUUUAGUCGAAGUUCAAAUUGUGCGAGACAGUAAUAGCGAGUAAUAUUUAGCUUUAUUUUUUUUUUUUAAACAAGAAAGAAAGAGAGAAAGAAAGUAUCAAGACGAAGGAAAAUACGCAAAGAACUUUAUUCAAACUUAUCCAGAAUGAAGAUAAUUGGUUACCUUUUCUUCAUAAUACCAUUGAUAUUCUUAAUAAAGAUGGGAUAUGUAGAAGGAAUGCAAAAUGAGCGCGAUAUCUCGAACGCAUUUUCGAUGUAUGGAACAUAUAAAAUGAAAAGACCAUUUUGCAAUGCGUUUACCGGCUGUGGAAAGAAAAGGAGUUUUCAUGGAACUUCAAUUCAUUCUCCGUACUUUGAUUCUAAGAAAGGAAUUAAAAUUCGUCUUCCGAUACCUAUCUAUAAAGCUUUAAUAAAUGCGGCUUCCGAAGAAAUUCGAAACAUAAUUUCUCGAGGUUCUAAUGAUUAUGAGCACCCAGAGAUAACACAGGACUUCACAGUUUUACCCGAUCGAGAAUUAGCACUGGAAGAAAUUAAUUGACU
This is a messenger RNA of Vespa crabro (European hornet), 647 nucleotides long. RefSeq lists its product as uncharacterized. Bases 253 to 645 code for a protein of 130 amino acids. NCBI's taxonomy places the organism in Eukaryota, Metazoa, Arthropoda, Insecta, Hymenoptera, Vespidae. The transcript is spliced from 4 exons. The record is from RefSeq and is a predicted model, not a curated record.